Messenger RNA from Pseudonaja textilis, 6694 nucleotides. It is a transcript of the gene FYCO1, whose product is annotated as FYVE and coiled-coil domain autophagy adaptor 1. Gene Ontology annotation, cellular component: autophagosome; lysosome; late endosome. NCBI's taxonomy places the organism in Eukaryota, Metazoa, Chordata, Lepidosauria, Squamata, Elapidae. The record is from RefSeq and is a predicted model, not a curated record. Gene Ontology annotation, biological process: plus-end-directed vesicle transport along microtubule; positive regulation of autophagosome maturation. Gene Ontology annotation, molecular function: metal ion binding.
UAUUUUGCCUCUGUGAAUCAUGGGAAUCGUAGGAAAAUAUGGAGAUGUUAGCUAUGUCAUGGCUGCCUUGAGUUUGAGACUUAAAAAUACUGAAGAGAUGACUACUUACCACUAAUCUAAAGGUUACUGACAACAUGAACUCUCCCUUUUCUACCUAGCUAUGUGAGAAAUUGAAAAGAGCAAUCUCCACAUUUUAAUUUCAGCAAUGGCAAAAAGUAGUGGUGAAACUCAGCUACAGAGGAUUAUAUGGGAUAUGCAGGAUGCUGUGACAGAACUGAACAAAGAUUUUUUAGAAGCAGGAGAACCAAUCACAGAUGACUGUAUAAUCUUGCACAAGUUUUCUUAUAAGCUUGAGUACCUCUUGCAGUUUGAUCAGAAGGAAAAAUCCACUUUACUAGGCAAUCCGAAGGACUACUGGGAUUAUUUUUGUGACUGUCUGGGUAAGGUAAAAGGUGCAAAUGAUGGGAUUCGCUUUGUCAAAUCUAUUUCAGAACUCCGCACUUCUCUUGGUAAAGGCAGGGCAUUUAUUCGCUACUCCUUAGUGCACCAAAGGCUUGCAGACACGUUACAACAGUGUUUUAUGAAUACCAAAGUAACAAGUGACUGGUACUAUGCAAGAAGUCCCUUCCUCAAUCCAAAACUGAGUUCUGAUAUUGUUGGUCACCUCUAUGAAUUAACUGAAAUUCAAUUUGAUUUGGCAUCAAGAGGUUAUGAUUUAGAUGCUGGUUGGCCCACAUUUGCCAGGAGAACGUUGUGGUCACUUGGCUCCUCAGCUUACCUAUGGAAGCCUCUAAGCCACAGUUCAAGCAUGAGCAGUUUGGUGAGCAGUUCUGUGCAGGCUCCAGAGAACCUUUCUAGCCCAAAUGAGAAUAGCUUAUUUAAUACUGAAUCUCUUGAAAGCCUAGAUGGUUUGCACAUGGAUCUUGACCAGGCAAAGCUGCAGCAGAAGGAACUACAGGAUAGAAUCCAGCAUCUGGAAGAAGAAAAGCAAGAGCUUCAGGUCACCAUUGGCCUUCAGAAGCAGCAAGUGCAAAUGGAAAGAGAGAAGAACAGCAAUAUAGCAGAAGAGAAUGACAGGCUAAGAAAAAUGCUAAGGGAGUUAGAAAAACAGAUUUCCCAUUAUACUCAGGGCACCAUUCAGGAGUUCCAGAAAUGUUUAGAGACACUAGAACUGAAUGCAACUGAGAAGCAGAAAGAAUGCUCUGCAAAGCUUGAGAACCUGGAGUCCUCGAAAAAUGCCCCUGAUUCCAAAAUCUUUCUUUUGAAUCAAGAGGUAAAAGCCAUGGAAAUCAGGUUGGCCAGGAAAGAUCUCUUGAUUGAUGAACUUACUGCUAAACUAAAGUCAGCAGAGAAGAAAACUGAGGAGCUUGCAGCAAAAGCAAAUAGUCUUAUGGAUGAAAAAACUCACCAGGCCAUCAGUCAAUAUGAGUCUGUACUAAAGGUUGAGGGGUUAUUUAAAAAGCUUUGUUGGACAGAAGAGGAGAAGGCUGAUGCUCAGAAACUGUAUAGUGAACUUCUUUCUCAUCUUAAAAUUAUGGAACAGCAACUCUAUCUGAAAGAAGAGAAACAGAAAGAAUUUGAAAUGAAACUGAAAAGCCUUACCAUUAGCACUAAGGAAGAAUCUGAAAAAUUGCUUAUUAAUCUGGAAGCCAUGACUACUGAAAUGGCUGAAAUUCAGAAAGAGCUAACAGUGAAAGACAAAAUGGUAAUUGAUUUUCAAAUCCAGCUGGCAGAUAUACUGGAUUAUGUAAAAUCAUUAGAGCAAAAGCUUCAGGAAGAAAAAAAACAAAAGGCAGAAUCUGAGAGGCUACUAAGUCAUACAAAAACAACAAUGGGACAAGAAAUAAAAAAUUUAAUGGAGCAUCUUGAAUUGCUGGAAGCGCAGCUGGCAAAACUCAAUGACAUGGUGAAAAAUUUAGAAGAGCAAAAAGGGGAAGUUGUUAAGGAAAGAGACUAUCUCAAGACAAGCAUAUUGGAAAUGGAACACCAGAUCACGAAACAAUGCUCCUCAUUCAGAAAUUCUUUUGAAGAGAAUGAAAAUCUCAAAUCCCAGAAUACAAAACAGCAGCAAACCUAUCAGAAGUUGGAGGAAAAGUGCAGAGAGUUAGAUAUAUCUAAAUCAUUUUUAGAAGGAGAAGUUGCUCGAUUAAGAGCCUCUGAGAAACAAUUCCAGAGUCAGAUAGAUAAUGCCAUGGUAUCUGUGGAUGAAAAGGAGAAAAUACUUCAAGAAAAGAACACACUGUUGGAUAAAAAUUUGCAAAAUGCUACAAGACAGAACCAGCUUUUUGAUGAAAAAUUGAAGGCUCUGGAAGAUGAUUACCAAAAAUUGAAACAAAAUGAAAAUAGGAUUGCAGAAAUCUUAAGUGUAGUCCAAGAAGAGCUCCAGAAUGCCAAAGAACAUAAUGUGCAAAUGGAAAAGGAUCUGUCUUCUUCAAGGCAGAAUGAAGAAUCUCUAAAGUUACAAGUCACAGAGAAAAUUGAGUUACUAGAAGGCCUAAAGAGCCAAUGCAGUCAACUUCAAGAAUACGCUGAGGGGUAUAGAAUUAAAAUUGAAAGCCUUGAGAAAAAUGGCCAUCAUCAAGCAAAAAUAAUUGAAUCUCUUACUUCUGAAAAGAUUUCUGUAGAGAAAGCCCAAAUGGAAUUAGUAUCUUAUGAAAAGAAUGAAGCUAAAAAUUUGACAUUAAGACUGGCUGUUUCUGAGGAACAGCUGAAUAUCAGUUGGGCAGAGAUAUCUAGACUCCAGAAAGAAAUUAAAGAGUUUCAAGCCAAGCUUCAGCAGGCAGCUGUAGAGAAACAAAAGCUUCAGGGCAAAUUGGAUGUCACUGAAUCUGUUUUAAGUGAGCAAAAAUUAUUGUCUCAGCAGCUGAAACAGCAAAAUGAAAUAUUGAACAGAAACCAUAUGCAGCAGCUACUUCAAUGUAAAGAAGAAGAGGAAAUGGAGAAAAAGGAAUGGAAAAAAGUAGCUCAACAGAAAGCUGAACUGGAAAAGAAUGUGGUGUGCCUGACAAAGGAAUUAUCCACAGUAAGGAGUGAUUUGGAAGUUGUUAAUAUGGAAAACAUGGAAAUCAAAGACCAUCUCCAAAGAACCAACAUGGACAUGGCUGAGCUGGGUAUUCAGAUUUGCUGUCUGACAUCUGAAAAGACAGAAAUGGAAGAGAAGCUCUCCCAAGUCACAGAGGAGCUCAGAGCUAUCAAAGAAAAAUCAAUCAACGAACAAGACAGGAUGCAAGUUGAGCUGACAAGUUUCAGGAAGGAGAAACAGGAAUUACAAGAGAGACUGGAAGAUUCAAAUAAUUGUGCUGCCAUUGUACCUGACCUGCAAACUCAGCUGGAAUUGACAGAGAAACAAACCAAAAGUUUGCAAGAAACCAGCAAAGAAGAGAUAGCUACUAUCAAAUUUCAACUGAGCACAGAAAUUCUAAACUAUCAGACAAAAUUUAAGGCUCUCAGUGAAGAAUGUGAUAAAUUAAAGGAACAACUUGUAGAACAAAACCAACAAGCAAAUGCUGCAGAAGUGGCACUCAAGGAAAUGCAGGCUGUGAAAAGAGACCUGUGUGCAAAAUUGAACCUUUCCAUGGAUGAAGUGACUGAGUACAAAGCAACCCAACAAAAAAAAGAAGAAGAAAUUGCAGAACUUAAAGAAGAUCUUAAAAGAGCCCAGGCCGAAGUCAGCAGAACAAAUGAACAAAUUCAAGACUACUGUGGUAAAUUCAACAACAUGAAAUCAGAACGAGACAACAAUGAGGCCAAGUUACUGGUUGAACUGGAUGAUCUAACUAGAACAAAGCAGUUCCUGGAAGAAAAGUUAAUUGAACUUCUCAGGGACAAGGAUGCUCUUUGGCAGAAAUCAGAUGCUCUGGAAUUCCAGCAGAAACUCACAGCAGAACAAAGAUGGGUUGGUGAUGCCGAAAUCACCAGUUGCUUGGAAUGUCAAAAAGAAUUUGGCUGGAUGAAUCACCGACAUCAUUGCAGAAUGUGUGGACGUAUUUUCUGCUAUUACUGCUGCAACAAUUAUGCCUUUUCAAAGCAAACUGGAAAGAAAGAACGCUGUUGUCGAGCUUGUUUAAAAAAAGUAACUGCCAAUCCCAUUGAUUCUGAAUUAAACUUGACACCAGAAGGAUCAUCUUCAUCAUCAAGUCUGUUAGCCUCAGCAUUGUCCCUGGUCCACAAAAUUUUGGUUACAAACGAGGCCACUAAGUCCACAGAUGAUACACUGUUUGAUAUAAUAACAGAAGAAGAAGUAGGUCGAAUACAGGAAUGUGAUUCUGUUCACAGCAAAAAUCGAACUGAAGAAUCUUUGGACCAUGGUGUGCCUGAUCUAAACAGCACCUAUAGCUCCUCAAUUGUUGAUGAAUCUGAGGAUUUGGAAAUUACCCAAGAUGCAGAGAUUUGUUUGCUGAAGUCAGGAGAAUUGAUGCUAAAGCUGCCUCUCACAGUGGAGGAAAUUUUAAAGUUUGGAGAAGGUACCAGAGAACUAUUUAUUAAGUCAAAUACUUACAGCAUUAUUCCAAUCACUGUAGAUGAAACUGGCCUUACAAUAAGUUGGGUGUUUUCAUCAAACCCAAAGAGCGUAUCAUUCAGUGUCGUGUUCAAGCAAUCAGAAGAAACCUCUCUGGAUCAAUGCAAAGUUCUUAUUCCCAUGACUCGCUGCAAUUCUCAUAAGGAAACUAUCAGAGGGAAUGUAAAAAUACGAAAUGCUGGAAUUUACAUACUUAUUUUUGACAACACUUUUUCUAGGUUUAUCUCAAAAAAAGUAUUUUUCCACCUAUCUGUUCAACGACCAGUGAUUUAUGAUGGAAGUGAUUUUCCAUAGUUCUUCCUGUAUGAAAUAUCUUGCAAGAAACACUGUUAUUUUUGUAUGAGUGCAUGUGUGCACAUCCAUAUGUGUAACUGUGUGUGUGUGUCUAUGCACAGACACACACGCGCAUAGAUAUGAAGCACUAAAAUCACAGAAGGAUAUAAAUCCUCCAUGUUUUAUGCAAUAAUUCAGAAACCAUACUUAAAUAUAUAUGCAUGCAGAAAAAAGCACAGCUUUUAUGAGGGCAAUAAUGAUACUAAACUGUGUGCCAGUUAUUCAAAAGCCAUUUUGUUUAUUAAACAGACAAUAUAGUUAUAUUCUGCUUCAUUUGAUACCAAAAAUGAUUCUAAAUACACUUUAUUAAGGAGAUAAGAAUAGGAAAUUUAUUUUUCAAUUUAGAAGAUUUAACGUAUGUAUAAUACUAAUUAUUGUUGGUUAUAUUGAGUCAGCAUCAGACAGACAGAUAGAAAAUCAAUUUUGCAUAAACAUUAAUACUGAUAAAUUAACUUCCCAGGUAAGUAAGUUACAGUUUAGGAUCUCAGAAUCUGAAGGAAUACCUUAAAUUUUCAGAUUUUAAGCAAUUAUAGUUUUAUUAUUUCAUAUAGUACAUGAAAGUUUUUAUCAAUUUGGUCCUCCUACAUGCUUCAUAUGACCCUCAUUAAUGAAAAUGCUUAUUUUUGCUUGUAUUCAUACUUUUCAUUUAAAGAGCUGUUCUCCACACCAUCAUAUGCAUCUUGGCAAUACUCUUACCAAAUUAAAUUCUCGUGCAGCCUUAUUCUUCAUUAGUAGUUGCUAAUAUAUAAUAUAUUUAUAUUUCUUUUUCUUGUACCAUAUCCAUCAUUGAAUACUGGCGAUCAUGAGUGAGUGUGUUUGUAUUAACCUGAUAGUCAUAUGAGUAGCAUGUUUGCGAAGGAUAAUUAAUAUAAAUGAAAUUACUGCUGCUCAGACAUAGACUUUACAAGGUUUGAAUAUUUCCUCUUGAAGAUGCUGAACACAGGCUUAAAGGAAAAUUUGAAACAAGGAGCAGAAAAUGCACUUAGUUAAGCAAUACUUUACUCCAGCCUUUUCCAAUUAAUGUUGAGUAUUAUGAAUUUCUGAUUCCCAGACAUAACACUUAGAUUUCCCAAUAUCUACUAAGAGUAGUCUUUUUAAAAAAAUAAUAAUUAGUAUUUAUGAUGGAGAUCAAAGGUAGAUUUUUGACUCCUCAAUUGGCAGAAAAGGUGCUAAACUAUGUAGUUGGAUGUAACAUAGAGUUACAUUGUUAUUAUGCCAUCCACUAGAACUUUUAUCUGGCAGAAACACCAUCAUUCUAGAAAUUAUUCUUUUCUUUUGCACUCUGUACGAAUUAGCUUGAACUUUAAGUUCAGCCAGUUUAAAACUAGGAUAUGAACAAUAUGGCUUACUUACUGCUUGAUAUUAUUACAGAAUACUCUGUAGGUCUAGUUAAUCGAUUUAGCAAUGUAAUGCAGAUAGUCUGAUAAUGAUUUACAAUUCUCUCAGUGCUUGUAUAAUCCCAAACAGACCUGUGAGUUGUCUGAUAUGGUUAAAAAAUUCUGAUAACUUAGAAGCAAAAUUAAAUAUAUUGUGGAUUGUCCAUUCUUUGGUUGAAUGUUAUUAUGUGUUAAAAGCAUAUUUAAUUUUGAGUUGAGAAGCAAUAAGAAUUGAAUGCUAAAAUCUGGGGUGUUGUUUGCCGUGGAUUUUGCAAUAUCAAAUGGAUUUGGAACUAAAAUUCCAUAAUAUAUUAAUGAUGGACAUUCUCAGUCUAUUUUUCUGUAGAAAUUUAAUAGAAUAUUUACUUUUUCCAAAAAUAGGUUUCUUUCAUAUAUAAAAGUAACAUGAAAAGGAUGCUCAAAUAUACAGAUGUAUUAUUUUAAAUAUAUAUUAUUGAUGAAGAUA